Messenger RNA from Sphaeroforma arctica JP610, 534 nucleotides. RefSeq lists its product as hypothetical. The transcript is spliced from 4 exons. The coding region runs from base 137 to 496 and encodes 119 amino acids. Lineage: Eukaryota; Ichthyosporea; Ichthyophonida. The record is from RefSeq and is a predicted model, not a curated record.
AAAAAUACAUAUCGCUGGCACAAGUGAGAUAACAAACGACGUGCAGUUCACUUACAUAGUAUACACGGCAUAAAGAUAGGGUUGUGCUGUCCACACGAACAUUGACAACAAACGACUGAGUGCGAUAUCAGAUAAUAUGGCUAAAGUAUUGCUGUCGUUUGUUCUGGGCGCUUCGAGUGCCGGCGGUGUUGGGUUCUUCUUCCUGCGCGAAGAUAUGAAAGCUAGCAAUCGGUUUGUCUCAAAGCGCGUCCAGGAGAUGAAGCACAUGGUUGGAGAGCUCGAGGAUACCAUGGGCGGCUUAAGGAGGCUGCAAGACGAAGUGGCUGAGAUGAAGAGGAAUACGGCAACACUCGAGGACUUCACCACCUUCAAAAUAGAGCAGGAGAAGCAGAUCACACAACUGACCGCGUCCCUUGCCGAACACAAAAGCAAAGUGUGGGAGACCCAACAAGCAAUGUUCAAAGCCUUAGAGACCCCCAAAGAAGCGGAAAAAUAAGUAGUAGCGCUAAAAAUAAAAUUUAAAUAGAUACCGUG